CAAAAGUAAUAUGGAUGAGAAACGAGUGAUUGAAUCGUUGACUCAAGGUAAGGAAUACGCUAAACAGCUCCAGAUUCAUCUCAACGACCCUAAUUCAUCUUCCCAUCAAACCCAACAAAUCUUGAUCAAUAACAUCCUCAAUUCCUACGACAAAUCCUUAUCUUUGCUCACCACUCCCAAUGCUAUUGGUACUCAGUCGCAUUUGCAUGCUGGAAUCGGAAUCACAAAGCUGGAAUCACAAGUCUUCUCCACCCAAGAUUCAGAUCAUGAGUUCAAAGAUCUGCAGGAUCACAAAGAUUUCAGUGCCAAGAGGAAUCCUAGUAGUAUGGAAAAGUGGAAGAAUGAAGUGAAAGUGAGAGCAGAUAUGGAGGUUGAAGAAGGUCUUGAUGAUGGGUAUAGUUGGAGCAAGUAUGGUCAAAAGGACAUUCUUGGUGCCAAACAUCCCAGAGGUUAUUAUAGAUGUACAUAUCGUCAUUCAGAAGGUUGUCUUGCAACUAAACAAGUUCAAAGAACUGAAGAUGAUCCAAAUAUCUUUAACAUAUCUUAUCGAGGAAGCCAUACCUGUAACCUUGGGACCAACACAACUUCAACGAUUCCACUACCAUUGCCAUCACCGCCACAAUCAAUUAUUCAACAUCUACAACAAGAAAACCAGCAAGCUCCCAGGUGCCCCGAAUUUCUAUUGGACCUCCAAACAUGUGAUAAGCCCACAACCGAAAAUAUAAAGACCUCGUCAUUUCAAUUCCCUUCAACAUCUAACAAUAGUAUAAUUUUUCCAACGCUUGAUAACGCAUUUGAUAGUAAUACAUCACCUUCCUUCAUCUCUCCGACAACCUCAGUGCCCGCUUAUUUCACAAUGUCACAACCCCGAGUGAGUGUAGUCCGAAAUAUUUCAAGUCCAGUGGCUGCAAAAUCUGAAGUAAACAAUGUUGUAUCGGUUGCUACAUCUUCUACCAGUUCACAUAACGUUGACGUGGGCUUCCAGUUUGGGCAAAUGGAAUUUGGUAACGACUUCAGUUUUGACAACUCAAUAUUUUUCGACUAAUAGUUGUAUACAAGCAUUGUGAUGACUUGUUCUCAUAGACAAUGAAUAGAAAUUGUUAGAAUCCUUAUUGAAGGUUAAGACAAAGAUGAGUUCAAAAUAGAGAUUAGCCAUGCAUUCUACUUAUUUAAAGUUUUUUGGUUUAUUUAAAGAUUGAUAGAUACUGGAUCUAUAAUAGACGAGAACAAUUGUUCCAACUAA
Messenger RNA from Cynara cardunculus var. scolymus (artichoke), 1243 nucleotides. RefSeq names its product probable WRKY transcription factor 30. Lineage: Eukaryota; Viridiplantae; Streptophyta; Magnoliopsida; Asterales; Asteraceae. Gene Ontology annotation, cellular component: nucleus. The coding region runs from base 11 to 1045 and encodes 344 amino acids. The transcript has 3 exons. Gene Ontology annotation, biological process: regulation of DNA-templated transcription. The record is from RefSeq and is a predicted model, not a curated record. Gene Ontology annotation, molecular function: transcription cis-regulatory region binding; DNA-binding transcription factor activity.